AUGGCUCAAAUCCCCGAGAUAGACCCUUGGGGGGUGGGCAUAGGAGGUGAAGUCGAGACUGAAAGCUCCGAAGACGAGGAACCGUUACCCGUGGCAACCGACACAGGAACGACAGAAAGACCCCAGAUUCAGGGACUAGGGGAGACGCUAAGCGUACCCCUCUCCUCUCUGAAACUUGAUAUACCACAACUGCCGACGCCGGCGCCAUCGCCUACACGCGGAUUUCGGCCUAUAUCGAAUAUUGAAGGGGUCCCCGGAGCGUUCCCGGGGGAGGCGGAGUCAGGGGGUGCAGCCGUUCAGACCCCAGCUAAGGGGGUGGAUUUAUCAAGGAUGAGUCCUGAGGAUCAACUACGCUCUGAACUAGAGUGUCAACUUGAAGACGAUUUAGAUACUAAUUCACCACCACCGCCAGGUUACCGGGCGAGGGGCGACCUCGCACCUAGAGAUAUCAACGCAGAUUUCUCUGAAAGCAAUAUCCUCACUAGCAAGCGUGCUCGCAAGAGAACCUCCCAUCUCGCUACAAUGGCAGCCGUGGUACAUAGUGGACAGGAAGAAGAUACUCAUAAAGGCGUUUUGUUAGCGUUUUCCACUGCAAUAGGCUCCUCUAGGUCUCAAGAAGUGUCUUCUAGGGACGAUCUACCACCAGAACCAAAGCACUGGUCAGAGAUAAUAAACCAUCCGCACUGCGAGAGUUUUGUGAAAGCUACGGAGUUAGAAAUCGAGACCCUACGCAAGAAGGAAGCCUUUAUCGAAGUUGAUAAACCAACGGACCAAUCAGUGCAGAUUUUACCGUUGAAAUAG
Messenger RNA from Penicillium cataractarum, 801 nucleotides. RefSeq lists its product as uncharacterized. NCBI's taxonomy places the organism in Eukaryota, Fungi, Ascomycota, Eurotiomycetes, Eurotiales, Aspergillaceae. The transcript has a single exon. The record is from RefSeq and is a predicted model, not a curated record. Bases 1 to 801 code for a protein of 266 amino acids.